This is a messenger RNA of Hemisphaericaspora subhashii, 1494 nucleotides long. RefSeq names its product ATP-dependent RNA helicase (gene DBP5). Gene Ontology annotation, biological process: poly(A)+ mRNA export from nucleus. Gene Ontology annotation, cellular component: cytoplasmic stress granule; nucleus. The record is from RefSeq and is a predicted model, not a curated record. Gene Ontology annotation, molecular function: ATP binding; RNA binding; RNA helicase activity. Bases 1 to 1494 code for a protein of 497 amino acids. NCBI's taxonomy places the organism in Eukaryota, Fungi, Ascomycota, Pichiomycetes, Serinales, Debaryomycetaceae. The transcript has a single exon.
AUGUCUAAAGACUCAAAGGUAGAUGCUGAUGCAUCUGAGAUACUUGCAUCCCUUUCACUCGGUACAACAACCAAACCCAAAGAGGAAAAAGUACCUGAAAAAGAAAAGGAAUCCGUAAAAGUUGAAGAGCCAAAGAAAGAAACAAAACAGAAAGAAGAAGAAGUAAAACCAGAAACUAAAGAGGAUAAAAAAGAAGACUCAAAGUCAGAAUCCAAAGAGGAGGAUGAUGACGACAAGAGUAAUCUUAUCCAAUCCACAUAUGAAGUCAAAGUCAAAUUGGCUGAUUUACAAGCUGAUCCAAAUUCUCCAUUAUAUUCUGUUAAAUCUUUUGAAGAAUUAGGAUUAUCACAAGAAUUAUUAAAAGGUUUAUACGCCAUGAAAUUCAACAAGCCUUCCAAGAUUCAAGAAAAAGCAUUGCCAUUAUUGAUCUCCAAUCCACCUAAAAAUAUGAUUGGUCAAUCUCAAUCAGGUACUGGUAAAACUGCUGCAUUUUCUUUAACAAUGUUAUCAAGAGUAGAUGAAAAUCUUCCUUUUACUCAAUGUAUAUGUUUAGCACCUACUAGAGAAUUAGCUAGACAAACUUUGGAAGUCGUUUCUACAAUGGGUAAAUAUACUAAAGUUACCACACAAUUGCUUGUUCCUGAUGCAAUUGAAAAAGGAAAACAUACCAAUGCCCACAUUAUUGUUGGUACUCCAGGUAUUGUCAAUGACUUGAUUAGAAGAAAACAACUCAAUAUCUCUAAACUUAAAGUGUUCGUCUUGGAUGAGGCAGAUAAUAUGUUGGAAGCACAAGGUUUGGGAGAUCAAUGUCUUAGAAUAAAGAGAAUUAUACCUAGAGAUUGUCAAUUGGUUUUAUUUUCUGCUACUUUUGCAAAAGAAGUUCGUUCUUAUGCUGAAAAAUUUGUGCCUAAUGCAAACUCUUUGGAAUUGAAACACGAAGAAUUGAAUGUCGAAGGUAUUAAGCAAUUAUACAUGGAUUGUAACUCCGCCAAUCAUAAGUUUGAAGUGUUAUGUGAAUUGUAUGGUUUAUUAACUAUUGGUUCUUCCAUUAUUUUCGUAGAGAGAAAAGAAACUGCCAACCAAUUAUACCAUAAGAUGAAGCAAGAAGGUCAUACUGUUUCUAUUUUACAUGGUGGGUUAGAAACAGCUGAUAGAGAUAGAUUAAUUGAUGAUUUCCGUCAAGGUAGAUCUAAGGUUUUAAUUACUACAAAUGUCUUAGCUAGAGGUAUUGAUAUUGCAUCUGUUUCUAUGGUUGUUAAUUAUGAUUUACCUACCGACAAAGAUGGAAGAGCUGAUCCAUCUACUUACUUACAUAGAAUUGGUAGAACUGGUAGAUUUGGUAGAGUGGGUGUUGCUAUUUCAUUUGUGUGUGAUAAGAGAUCAUUUGAAAUUUUGAAUUCAAUUAAGAAUUACUUUGGAAUUGAAAUGACCAGAGUUCCAACUGAUGAUUGGGAUGAAGUUGAAAAAAUUGUUAAGAAAGUUAUUAAGAGCUAA